AGCACUAGGAAUAGAAUCCCAUAGCACUUCUUAUUCACCUGAAUAUCUAUCAGUUGAAUACUAAGAUGAAGAGAGCCUUUGCAACAAGCGUCUUGUUGACCUGUUUGGUUGCCGGGAUACUCGGCAAGCCAUUAACUAAGGAGUCAGAAAAGGAACGUCCCAUGAGGAAGGUGGAAUUCAACGGACAAGUCGUUUACGUGCCCGUUCAAGAGAAAUUGGCUGACCCGUUCUCAAGCAGGAUAACUGGUGAUGAACAGAAGACGGAUAUGAUCCUGAACGAAGAACAGAAAGAAUAUAUUCGACAGGAGAAAGAGGAACACAAAGAUGGACGAACCAAGAGGAAGGCCGUGAGGGAUGUUUUGAAAAGAUGGACCAAAGUCGGUGGGGACGUCAUUGUGCCAUUCACCAUGGAUAGCCCAACUGAUGAUAUACCAUAUAUCUACGAAGCAAUGGAUCAUUGGUCGACUAAGACAUGUGUGAAGUUUGAAACUUACUCUUCGGAUCGUUCCUCAACACUGGGUCACAACCAGAGGCUUCGUUUCCAUAAGGCGGAUGGGUGCUGGUCAUACGUCGGUAGGCAACCUACAUACGAGAUGCAACCACAGCCUAUAUCAAUUGGAUCUGGGUGUUUACAGUUGGGAACCAUCGCUCAUGAGAUCGGGCACGCAAUGGGAUUCCAACAUGAGCAGUCGAGACCAGACCGCGACGACUAUGUCGAAGUUUUUUGGACAAACAUCGAGACAGAUCAACAACACAAUUUUGACAAGGAGUCACUUCAAGACGUUAUGGCUAGCGAAGUAGUCAAAUAUGAUCUCACAUCUGUCAUGCAUUACGGAGCAUACGGAUUCGCCAUCAAUGAAAACAUACCGACGUUGGUAACAAAGCGACCAUUCGACAUGCAGUACAUCGGUCAAAGGUCUGGUCUCAGUUUCUACGAUGUCAAAUUAGCAAACUAUAUCUACAACUGUAAUUUUACUUGUGACCCCCUUCUGGACUGCGCCAACGAAGGCUUUGUAGACAAAACAUGCACAUGUCAAUGCCCCCCUGCUUGGACGGGGGCGCUCUGCAACGAAAACUCAAAUGUACCCGAAACAAUUACUGAGAUCACCAGAACUGAGCCAUCUGGGGAGAUCACAUCCCCUGACUAUGAAUCUGGACAGUACCCCAUAAACUCAGCCAGCAUGAUUUAUAUGGUUGGCGAACCUGGAGCUACGAUUACAUUAACGUUUGACGCAUUCGAUAUAGCAGAUCCAGGCAGUCAUGGGUGUUGGGACUACGUUCAGGUCAACAGUGAUGACCCGCGAUACGGAGGAGAGAAGUAUUGUGGAAACCAAAUACCAGCCCCAAUCGUAGCAAAAGAUAACAUUAUGAUCUGGUUCUACUCCAACGGAGUAAAUACCGACAAGGGAUUCAGGGCCCAUUUUACCAUUGAUCGACCACUAACCGAAGCACCUGUCGUAACUACCAAAGCACCAACCACACCUGUAGUAACUACCGAAGCACCAACCACACCUGUAGUAACUACCAAUGCACCAACCGAAGCACCAACCACACCUGUCGUAACUACCAAAGCACCAACAAGUGAAGCGCCACUAAGUACCUUAACUUCCCCAAACUACCCGAAUGCUUACAAUGCCCGGGAAAAGAAAGUCUACCGCCUAACUACUGAUGUAGGCAAAAAGAUUUAUCUAAAGAUCGAUGAAAUGGAGAUUCAGGAGGGCAGAAAUAGAUGUAACUAUGACGCCCUUAUCGUCAAUCUCGGAGGUACUGACGAGGUUUUGAAAACACGACUGUGUGGAACCAGGACUAACGUUGGUCCAUUCGAAUCCUUGUCGAACAAAAUGAAGCUGAUAUUCAUCACCGAUGGAUCCGAAGAGAGGAGAGGCUUCAAGGUAUCGUACAAGAGUAUCACAGAAUCCACAUGCGGUGGAACCUUCGGUGGGGAGUCCGGUAUAGUCGAGUCACUCAACUACCCCAUACACUACCCCAACCAGAUAGUCUGUGAUUACGUCAUUCAGGUAGAUCCUGGAAAGGUCAUUAGGUUGACAUUCAAUGAUUUGGACGUGGAAUAUGGACCUAAUUAUCUUUGCCAGUAUGACUGCCUAAAGGUGAUUCAACUGAACCAAAAUGACCAAGAAGAGACUCUAUUGAGCCUGGACGGGACGUCUCCACCAUUGCCAAUUGUGUCUCGGACCAACCAGCUCACUCUUCGCUUAUCAUCUGAUGCGUAUGUUGGAGGCAAAGGUUUCCAGGUUUCAUAUCUUGCUAUCUAAUUCCUCAGUCACAUCUUCAAAUCGACUCCAAAUUGACUCUAAACCGACCGGUUUUUACUCCAUCAUUAUGACCAUGCGGUCGGUAUGUUCUCAGUGAGGAGUCGGUCUCGCUGGUGUGACUAUAGGCUAUUGAUAAACAUGGACAUAAUAACGAGCAGACUUUCAUCAUUUCUUCUUAACUUUUGAACGAUUAAUUGUUUAAGCUAAAUUAUAUUUGAAAUUCUAUUCUGUAAUACCUUAUGAGGGCAUUUAGAUAUUUUAGAAGAAGAGAAUAUUGCUAAUAUAAAGGGGGUUGAUCCUUCAUUAUAACAUUAGUCUGAGUGGAAGAGGAAGUAUUGAACAAAAUGACA
This is a messenger RNA of Strongylocentrotus purpuratus (purple sea urchin), 2623 nucleotides long. RefSeq names its product protein SpAN-like. The record is from RefSeq and is a predicted model, not a curated record. Gene Ontology annotation, biological process: proteolysis. Bases 66 to 2273 code for a protein of 735 amino acids. Gene Ontology annotation, molecular function: zinc ion binding; metalloendopeptidase activity. The transcript is spliced from 11 exons. Lineage: Eukaryota; Metazoa; Echinodermata; Echinoidea; Camarodonta; Strongylocentrotidae.